GCGCAUGCGCACCUGCGCAGAACUAUUCCGGUCGAAGUUCCGUGAACUUCGCACCUGACAUCUUCAGCUGAUUCCGAUGGACAGUGUACUUUAGAUGUGAAUAAAAUGUCUCCAAAACGCGUCAAAUUCAAGCGCAAAUCAAAUCAUAAAAAGAAGGUCGAGUCUAAAACAGUUCCUACUAACGACGAUCAACCAGCUAAGGAAGAAAUCAAGGUUCAAGACGAGACGCUUGUGCUGAACUCAUCGACGAGCGUGAACAAGAAAAAGAAGUCCGCCAAACAAGCGCGCAUCGCUUUUCUACCAAAGAAAUACCAACCGCUGGUUGAGGAUGAUAUUGUUGACCAACCACAAGAUGACAAUAUCAAGAAAAAACAAGACAAAUAUAAGAAGUUAAGAAAAAAUAUGGGGAAAGCUCUUCGUUACAGCUGGAAGUGUCUGGUGGUUGGAUUGCAGAAUCUGAGCACAGCCUAUUCUAUGCCGCUGGGUGCCGGUGCCACAAUAGUGCCAGACAUCCACAGAGCCAGAGCUCACGUCUAACACGUGACUCAAGACGAGCCGGUUACAUCAUGAGUAGAACAGUAAUCAAUGUUGGAUCUCUAUUUUUUACUACAGCCACUUAUCAGUGAUAUGGAACUCUGAUUUGGAAGUGCAAUAAGUGUAUUUUUAUUUAUGUGCCACUGUUGUCAAGAGAGAAUGGCACGGAGGAGACUAAAUUUAUGUGAUAAUUUGCCUUUGACAGGAAAAUAUUAAGUAGCAGAUGCUGUGAUGGAUUGUGAUUAACACACAUUCUUCUGGUAAUGCACAACUUAUGAAAAUAUUUUAAAGGGAUAGUUCACC
Sinocyclocheilus grahami is the source of this 837-nucleotide messenger RNA. RefSeq lists its product as uncharacterized. The transcript has 2 exons. The record is from RefSeq and is a predicted model, not a curated record. The coding region runs from base 106 to 537 and encodes 143 amino acids. NCBI's taxonomy places the organism in Eukaryota, Metazoa, Chordata, Actinopteri, Cypriniformes, Cyprinidae.